AAUUUUGGCCAAACUGGAUGGAUGGAAUAAAUGAAUCAUUUAGAAAAGACAUUUUGAAUAUUGGAAAAUACUACGACGAAACAACAAGUGUUGUCAGUGACCAGCUUUACACUUGGUUAUCAAAAGCAAAUAGUGUAGAUGAUCAAGUUAAUGCUUGGGAUCGUUGGAUUAAAAUUUGGUGUCGGUUCACGGUGGAAAAUUUUCUUGAAAGUACUAUCGAUGUAAUUAAAGCUAAAGUUUCUAUUCAAGAGCAGGAAGACUUGGAUUUAAUCAAGCUUGAAAGUCUUUUGCCAUGGUCUAGCGACGCCGUUCAAGGCUUUUCUGUAGUUUAAUAUG
Molecule: messenger RNA, 336 nt
Organism: Xenia sp. Carnegie-2017
Lineage: Eukaryota; Metazoa; Cnidaria; Anthozoa; Malacalcyonacea; Xeniidae
Exons: 2
Coding region: 18-332 (104 amino acids)
Source: RefSeq, a predicted model, not a curated record